Messenger RNA from Telopea speciosissima, 796 nucleotides. RefSeq lists its product as uncharacterized. The coding region runs from base 130 to 654 and encodes 174 amino acids. The transcript has 3 exons. NCBI's taxonomy places the organism in Eukaryota, Viridiplantae, Streptophyta, Magnoliopsida, Proteales, Proteaceae. The record is from RefSeq and is a predicted model, not a curated record.
UAGAUAGAAGACCUAUCUUCAACUACAAAUUCCUUCUCUUUAGAUCUUCAAAAACACAUUUGGGUUGUUGGGUAUUAGUCAUAUUGAAGAAAAAUACAUCAAGAGGCUCUAGAGUUAAUCAGAUUGAGAAUGGAUUCUUCCUUUCACCAACAAAACUGUCAUGGGAUCAUGGUUGAAGCUCAUGAGGGAGGUGAUGAUGUUGAUUCAGACAAUUCGAGUAAUUCGAUUUCAUCGAUUCUUUCCGAUUUCAUGGAUGAUGCAACGACGAAUGAGUCUUCUUCGCCCGAUCAAGUCUCCAAUAAUGGCCCUUUGUAUGAGAUGUCCUCUCUCAUGCAACAACUCCCUUUUAAGAGAGGAUUAUCAAAGUAUUUCCAAGGAAAAUCACAAUCAUUUACAUCUUUAUCCAAUGUGAGGAGCUUAGAGGAUCUUGCCAAACCAGAGAACCCAUACAACAAGAAGCUCAAGUCCUGCAAGAGCUAUGGAGGAUUGUCAGAAGGUCAGAAACCUUGGGCUCCCAAAACCAGCUCAAAGACUAUCACAAAGAAGCCUUCAAGGGGUUCUUGUUAUGCAGCUAAUGUAAGGAGGAACAACAGUUUCUUGGGCAACAGCAGGCCUCCAGUUCAUCCACAGAGAACUAAUAGUUUGAUUGUUUGAACGUUUAGUAACUAGAAGCUAUAUCAUCAUCUACCCAAAAAAUUCUUUAAAAAGAUCACUUGCAAUAUCAUUUGUAUAGCUUUUUUAUAUCUGAAGUCAUAGACAAAUAAAAUUUUUUUAAUGGCUUUACUUCUCUCUUUUC